Arvicanthis niloticus (Nile rat) is the source of this 717-nucleotide messenger RNA. NCBI's taxonomy places the organism in Eukaryota, Metazoa, Chordata, Mammalia, Rodentia, Muridae. The record is from RefSeq and is a predicted model, not a curated record.
GCCCCGGAAACGGAAGUGAGCGGCUUGGUCGGCGGACUACAGCAGGUUCAGAAAGCUGUUUCCAAGAUGAACUCCAGAGGCCUUGGGUCGCAGCUGAAGGACAGUAUUCCGGUUACAGAGCUCUCAGCCAGUGGGCCUUUCGAAAGUCAUGAUCUUCUCCGUAAAGGGUUUUCUUGUGUGAAAAAUGAACUUUUGCCCAGUCACCCUCUUGAAUUGUCAGAAAAAAAUUUCCAGCUCAACCAGGACAAGAUGAGCUUUUCCACCCUGAGGAACAUCCAGGGUCUGUUUGCUCCCCUGAAGUUACAGAUGGAGUUCAAGGCAGUGCAGCAGGUUCAGCGUCUUCCGUUUCUUCCGAGCUCAAACCUCUCACUUGAUAUUUUGAGGGGCAAUGAUGAGACCAUUGGUUUUGAGGAUAUUCUUAACGAUCCAUCACAAAGUGAACUGAUGGGCGAGCCGCACUUGAUGGUGGAACAUAAGCUGGGCUUGCUGUAGUACAGGGUGCUGUACUGGAGCGACCCGUUGCAGUCGGAUGCUCACAGCAUUGGAUCACUGAGAGGAUCACUGGGUCAUGGGAAAGUGUUUGGAGCUUGGUUUGGGGUUGUGAAUCAGUUGAAAGCCUAGAGGUGACUUCUAAGCUCUGAGGUUACAGCAAAGCCCAACUUCUGAAAAUGUGUUUGUUAUAAAUGUUACAAAUGCAAUAAAGUUACAAGGAGCCUC